AUAUUUUUAUUCUUCAAUAUGUCUAUCAACAUUUUGUGCAGAUAUAACAUCACAUACAAAAAUUAGUAAUACCAUUGCUGUUUUUUAUCACACCCUAAUCCUCUAUCCCCUAUUAUACCAACCAUUCAACACAACAAAGUACAGAUGAUCUUUUAAAAUAAAUCAUAAAAGUUAAAUAAGGUAGUUAUGAAAUAAUACAGUAAAUGUACAAAAAGAAAAAUUGGUUAUGCCUCUUCUGCUUCAAGAUCAGUAGUAUCAAUAUAAUUCUACAAAAGUUUCCAUUCAUUUAUUGAUUCAUUUUCUUUUCGGCUUAGUCUCUUUAUUACUCUGGGGUUGCCACAGCGGAAUGAAACGCCAACUUAUAAAGCGCAUGUUUUACGCACCAGAUGUCCUUCCAGCCACAACCCAACACUGGAAAACACCCAUACACUCUUGUAUUCACACACAUACACUACGACCUUCUUGCUUUGAGGCGAUUUUGCUAAUGAUUUUCAAUGUCUUUUAAAUUAAAGCUAAACUAUUUGUUAUAAAGAGUAUUUAAGAUAACUAUUGUUUUAUCUAAUACAAACUAUUUGCAUUUGCAAAUAAAAGGCUGUUGCGACAAGUGACAGUAGCCAGCAUGCGCCUGUAGCUGAUAAAUACUGCUGGGGGGAGGGUAAGGGUAAUAUCAGUAAUUGCUACUCUAAAGUGAAUGCACGUCUUAAUUGUAGCUUGGCUAAUAACAGUUAAUGACUAGAAAUAACAAAUAAUAGUGGAGUCAAAUAAACAAAACCACUAUGUUCAUAAGAUAUGUUUAAAUGUCAAGUGUUUUCUUUCUGUGCUUUACCUUAUUUUGUACUCUUUGAGAUUUCUGAUUAAUAUGCAUUUCAUGUGACGCUUGUGUGUUUGCCUUCUGUUUUCAUCAAACCUCAUGUUGCAGAUUAGAGAAUAGAAGAGAUGUAAAGAAAAUGCAUUUUGCAAUCACAAACACAUAUGUUGUUGAUUAGACAGCUCUCAAUUGUCAGGCUUCAUGUCAUUAUAUGGUGUGUGAGUGUAUGUGUGUCAAUUUGUGCAAAUGUGACAGGUUCACACAUACCAUAUUGCUGUGCAAUGGAAGACAAACAUAAACAAACCAAAAAAAAUUAAAAUGCUAAUCACCAAGUAAAAAAAUGUGUUCAGUUUUUUUUUUUGUUGUGCAAUUAAAUUGAGUUAAAUAUAGUAUACACUUUUAUGAUGUAUAUUAAUCAAAUUAAUCUUAUUAAUCAAAUAUAUGCUUAGACAAUGAACGAAUGAAUGAGUCAAUCAACAUUUUACUCUGCCGACCUUCACUGCCUAUUGAUGAUUUAUGUUUUUCUAAGUAGAUUCACAGAGAGAAAGAAAGUCAAACAGGUUUGGGUGCGAGUGAAGGAUGACAGAAUGCUUUUUCUAGGUAAACUAUACCUUAAUAGCACUGUUUGACAGUCUGUAAGCCAUUUUGCAGCUAUUCUACCUGUUGAUGUAAAUACAGCAAAUCUGAGUCAAAGAAUCUAAAACAAUGAUAAAGCAGACAUCUGUUCUUAGAUGCCAACCAUGUUAUAUCUUUCCAUGAUGCGCAGCCUAUAUGAACAGUUUGCUUAUUCGCCGGUUUGCUAUGAUGAAUCGACCUCACUGCAUGAGCUGACGCAAAUGACCCUGCACUCUUUGAAGAACUCUUUCAAAACGAACAUGGCGGCAACUUAACAUCUGGCAAAAUGACUUUGGAUCCUUUGGCGAGGAAAGAUCCCACCUUGUCGGACCGAGGAGGCGAAAUUCGGCGUGGUGAAACGAGGAGUCCUUGCGCUUUUCUCCAGAAUCAGAGCGAGCGGCCAGACAGUGGCUUUUCCGUGUUGUAGCGGCUCUGCGCAAACGGUAAGAGCGGAACCCAUGACAGACGAGCAGGGAGAGACAUGUUGCUACAGAUAGCUGGGUUUUUCUCCGGAGGAGGACGGAAAGAGGGGAUACGACAAUGAAACCAAUAAUCCCCCUGAACACAGCGACUGAUCGGAAAUUGCAGUUAAUCGCGGAGGUGAGCAACGAACGCUCGUUAGCCAUCGUUUAGUAGGCAAAACUCAAGGCAGAUCUCCCGUCAAUGACUAUUGUGGCAGAAAAGCCCUCACGGUGGAGUCAGCCAGCGCUGCGCUUUCCUAAAAUAUGACCAGCGGUGCUCGAAAGUGUCGGCAGCGAGAUAACGGCUUAAAAAAUUGGUGUGCUCCCCGCGAGAACGAGAAGCCAUUCACCGACUCCGAGAGGGCCCAGCGAUGGCGACUGUCCUUAGCGUCCCUCUUAUUUCUAACCGUUCUGCUUUCUGAUCAUCUGUGGUUCUGCGCCGAGGCCAAAAUGACAAGGACCCGAGACAAGUUAGCAUCAGAGGACAUGAGCGCAAACCACAGACCCGACCUCCAUCCAACACACAGCAGCCUCAGAAGAAACGAAGAUGCUAUUUUUGUAGUCAAUUCUACCAAACCUUUGUGGCAACUUGAAACUUGCCAAACGGAUAGUUUGUCUGAAAACUGCUUCACUUUUGUCGACGCCGACCACUUGUGCAGGGGCCUUUCGGAAACGGAGGGGACGCGGUGGGUGAACAUGAGCGAUUUGUACCUUUCCUUUUGUAAUUCGUACUCCCUUAUGGAUUUGCUUUAUGGAUCAUUAAGUCCGGACAAUUUGAACUGCAGCCUCGACGCGGUCAUGGACGGCGAUCAAAACAGAUGCAGUCUGUGUGUUCAAGCAUACCAGCGUUACGACCUGCACGCACAGGAGAAAUAUGAGGAAUUUGAGAUGAUGACAGACAAAUACGAGACGGAUGUGUACUCAGUAAGGACCUGCAUGGAAGAAUGCAAGACUGUCUACAAGCCCUGGCUCUGUGCUCAGUAUUUCCAGAGCCCUCGGUCAGCCUGCAGUCAUAAGAUUCCAUGUGAGCAGUACUGUCUUGAGGUACAGCAGAGGUGUCCAUUCAUAUUGCCUGACAAUGAUGACCUCAUACACGGUGGCACUCCCAGUUUUAUAUGUACAGGGCUUUCAAAAAGACCAGACACCAACCAAGAGCCAGAGUGCUGUGAUGUGCGAUGGGACCAGAUGUCCAACAACCUUUCCCGCGGCACUUUAAAAAGAACUCAACCUUCCUGCCAGCACACAUCCGUGACCUCUUCGGGGGCUCCACGGCUUGGACACAGCCGGCUAAAGCUUUGCUUGCUGGUCCUAGUUCUUCUUCACACUGUGGCUACCAUGACGGCCAAUCAGAACUCAACCUGCCUGACCACCAUCUUUCCAUUGGAUGACAAUGCCCCCAGAGAAGAGUGAUUGGACAAGGCUGGGCUGUACAGGCAAAUCUGCACUCUCCAAUAGAUCUCGCAUUGGGCUUGUCAAAAAGAAGCCCCUUACUCAGAGAGAAGCUGAGUGUAUUGGGUCUAUGUGAGCUAACGAUCUCAACAAGACAACACUUACAGUAACAGGACUUGUCAUCAGCACCUUGUGGGGUUUAGGAAAAAAGCGAACAGAACACAGGAGUAGCAGAGGACAAAAGAUGAGCAUAAUAUGAAUAGUCAGUCCCAACAGAGACUUCUCACUCUCUCCUGAAAUGCACACACUCACACACACAGUCAAAAUGCCAUUUCACUUUGCACUAGGAGAUUAUCUAACUUUCCCUUUUUAGUUUCAGCUGUUAUUUUCAUUUCAAGAUGGUUUACAAUUCUGUUCAGUGGUUUCAGAGCAACCUGGAA
Messenger RNA from Danio rerio (zebrafish), 3713 nucleotides. NCBI's taxonomy places the organism in Eukaryota, Metazoa, Chordata, Actinopteri, Cypriniformes, Danionidae. The record is from RefSeq and is a predicted model, not a curated record.